Messenger RNA from Capsella rubella, 1032 nucleotides. RefSeq lists its product as uncharacterized. The record is from RefSeq and is a predicted model, not a curated record. Bases 1 to 1032 code for a protein of 343 amino acids. NCBI's taxonomy places the organism in Eukaryota, Viridiplantae, Streptophyta, Magnoliopsida, Brassicales, Brassicaceae. The transcript is spliced from 8 exons. Gene Ontology annotation, cellular component: chloroplast.
AUGGUGGCUACUUCUACGAUUCUGAAAAUAACACCGUUCCAAUGGAAUCCAUCUUUCCCAUACAAGCAACAUCCUUAUGUUCAUUUCUACUCAUCCAAACCUCAACUCCGAUCAAACUCUCUUCGUCUCCAAAACGCCGUCAAAUACAAACAAUCUCCUUAUUUUGAAGCACAAGCUUUGGCUGCUUCUGGUGGUAGAACUGGCGGUAGUGCCUUCUCGUCUAGGUCUAAUACUUCAUCUUCUUCUACGCCGUCUUCUCAGUCGCCAUCAUCAUCAGCUUCGAGAUACUCGUCUAGAACCUCAAAAAAAAAAAUCAUCGGCAUCAUCUUCAAGCUACUCGACUCAGCUCGGCCAAUAAUAGAUUAUUGGAGCUUGUCUCUGAUAGUUGCAGCCACUUUUGUGUUUUAUUUUGUCUUUAAAAUCAAUUCAAACCAGUCACAAAAUGACAUUCUUACCAAUUCUCCGAAAACUAGCGUCCUAAGACUACAGGUGGGGUUGCUAGGCUCGGCGAGGACCUUACAACAAGAUUUUUAUCAUCUUGCUGAAACUGCAGGUACAUCUACACCAAAGGGUCUAAUCUAUCUUUUAACCGAGGCAACAUUAGCUUUGUUGAGGCACCCGAACUAUUGCAUCUCUUGUUAUUCAUCUGUGGAUGUGAAGCAGUGUGUAGAAGAAGGAGAGAAGCAAUUUAACCAACUGUUUGUUAAAGAACGGGGAAAAUUUGACGAGGAGACACUUAUUAAUGUGAAUAACAUAAAGAUACGAAACUCAAAGAUUCACAGAGAUAGCGGUUUGAGCAAUGAAUAUAUAUUUGUUGUUCAUGAUAUCUUGGUGGCUGUAGAGGGUACACUUAAACUACAAACAAUAAAAGGAACUGGAGAUCUGAAGGAAGCCUUACAUAAACUCAGAUCGAUACGAGAAAGUAAAACCAAAAUGUUGCAGGCAUUAGAGGUACUUUGGACACCACAGAAGAAGGACGUUUUGACAGAAAUAGAACUACUUGAAGACUACCCACUUUUGAGGCCUUUCUAA